This is a messenger RNA of Argentina anserina (silverweed cinquefoil), 1149 nucleotides long. RefSeq lists its product as uncharacterized. Gene Ontology annotation, cellular component: glycosylphosphatidylinositol-N-acetylglucosaminyltransferase (GPI-GnT) complex. The record is from RefSeq and is a predicted model, not a curated record. The transcript has 6 exons. Gene Ontology annotation, biological process: GPI anchor biosynthetic process. The coding region runs from base 281 to 835 and encodes 184 amino acids. NCBI's taxonomy places the organism in Eukaryota, Viridiplantae, Streptophyta, Magnoliopsida, Rosales, Rosaceae.
UUGUAUGUGAAACGAAAACAGAGUGAGCCAAACUGGUUGUGCUUGAUCACAAGAAGACUGUGGCGCAAACCCUAAUUCCAAGCUCCAAGACGACGACCUCCUUCGUGCUUUUAGCACCUCUCCGGCUGCUCAUUACUCUCACACACUCUCCAAUUGUAUUCAGCCUCAGACGAACAAGAUUCCAGAAGCGUCAGAGCUUCAUCGAUCGCCGUUGAGCUCGUACCACGUCUCCGUCUCAGAUGAAGGUUUAAAAUAUAUAUGAAUAUCUGAGUUGGGGGGAAUGGUGGGUUCUUGUAUAAGUAAUUCGAGAUAUACGUACAUACAUGGCUCCAAAUGGCCUAAUGAAGCAGUUGAUGUGCACCAAUUCAUUGUUAAAAAGAGUGGUGCAAAGGGCUUCUUUGUCUACUUCUUCGCCCUUGUUAUUCUAGCAAACGCGUUUCAUCUUUUCUUGGUUAAGGGCGGUUCAGUUAUCUUUGUUUUAUGGAGUUUCCUUUUAGACGCAUUCCUUGUAAAGUUGCUUUGGAAGAGUGUUACAAAAGAGUCAGUUGUGAUUAUGCCAGCUUUUGGAGUUCAACUUGAAACUCAUUAUAAGAGUGGAAAAGUUACUCGUCGCUUUGUUCCUAUCGACAAGAUCUUGAAACCUGUGCUACUAGAAUGUGUGACUCCUGUUACUUGUUACUGGAGCCUCUCUUUCAUUGUAAAUGGAGAAGUGGAUUUGGUGCUAGUUUUUAAGGAAUUACGUCCCCCUAUGAAAAUGUUGGUCCCCAUCUGGAAGGCCUUGUGUUCUGCUACCGGUAGUAAAGAAAGCCGAGACACAUGUAGGGAAGAUGGAUGAUGAAGAUCAUCAUGUUUUCAUUCAAAGUUUGGUGCGUGGAAGCUACUGGAACAAUUUGUAGAUCAAUAUCCUCCCUAGGAUUCCAACCGGUGCAACUUCUAUUUCCAGUAAGGGGAUGAGGAGGAUGAUCAAAGAGAUUGUGAUUUGUACAAGACUAGAAGCAAUUCCUUUAUUCAAUCAGUUACAGAAGUCACACUGUACAAUUUGCUGAUGUAGGUGAAAUCAAUGUAAAUUCUUUGGUGAUGCAACAUUUGGGCGUAUCAAUCUAAUUAGUGCCCGAGUUAAUCUAAUUUAGAACUGGAUACUGUUCCCUC